AUGAAUUUCGUCCGACACCAAGAUCCUAAGAGUGCUAAAGACAUCCACGACAAGAACAAGUCCAACGGCCUGGAAGAUGGUAUGAUUGUCACUGACGAUAUCACCAAAACCGCCGCCACCGUUCCUGAUGGGCGUGCUGGUGGUGAUUCCACCGAGAAAAUCACUUAUAAAGGAUGGGUGGCGGUAGAUGAUAAAGCGCUGGAGGGGAAGGGUAAUUUGGUAUAUAAAGAGUAUGAGGUGAAACCAUGGGAUGAAGACGAUGUGGAAACAGAUGAACAUCAAACUAAUUUGAUUGAUCUGGUCGUCCAGUUUAGGUGCUCUAUUGUGGUCUUUGCGGAACCGACGUCAUGGCACUCGCCGGUGAUGAGGGACCACUUCAACCUGAUGCUGGAGUGUCAUGAAUGUAAGACUGAGAACGAACAAGCCUGUUUAAAAUUGACUGUAACAUUCAACUCAACUUACCAUCGAGGCAAAGCCACCAACGUACCUUCCAAAGGUGGAUUUGCCAAAUACUGGCGAGGUCCAAGUAAAUUUGUUAUCCCCAUUCCCUCCGGAUUAGAUCUAGAUAUAGCUGGACCUUUGAUGUGUGGAGGAGUUACCAUUUAUUCUCCAUUGGAAAGAUACAAUAUUGGUCCUGGAAAGAAAGUCGGUAUAGUCGGUGUAGGAGGAUUGGGUCAUAUGGGAAUCCAAUUUGCCAAAGCUAUGGGUGCGGAGGUUACAGCGAUUUCUAGAACGGAAUCGAAGAAAGAAGAUGCCAUCAAGUUGGGUGCGGAAAAGUAUAUCGCUACUGGAGAUGAUCUGAAAAAGGCCUUCGGGGAAUACACUCGAUACUUUGAUUUGGUCAUUUGA
Messenger RNA from Kwoniella mangroviensis CBS 8507, 849 nucleotides. RefSeq lists its product as uncharacterized. Bases 1 to 849 code for a protein of 282 amino acids. The transcript has 4 exons. Gene Ontology annotation, biological process: alcohol metabolic process. Gene Ontology annotation, molecular function: alcohol dehydrogenase (NADP+) activity. NCBI's taxonomy places the organism in Eukaryota, Fungi, Basidiomycota, Tremellomycetes, Tremellales, Cryptococcaceae. The record is from RefSeq and is a predicted model, not a curated record.